This is a messenger RNA of Penicillium maclennaniae, 516 nucleotides long. RefSeq lists its product as uncharacterized. NCBI's taxonomy places the organism in Eukaryota, Fungi, Ascomycota, Eurotiomycetes, Eurotiales, Aspergillaceae. Bases 1 to 516 code for a protein of 171 amino acids. The transcript has a single exon. The record is from RefSeq and is a predicted model, not a curated record.
AUGAUUCCAUGCAAGAUCUCUACACCCUCUUCGAUCUACUCACAAGGCUCCAAUGGUAACAGAGAGAUUGCAAUUAACAUCACCCCAGCGCAUGCAGCCAAGAUUGUGCGAUUCAAUCGUAGUGUAGAGUUCUUGCGCGAGCAAAUCUCGACCAACAUCACCGAAAUCCAGCAGCUUGUCUCCCAGGUUAAGGAAGUCCAGCGUACGCGUCGCGCUUGUCAGAUGCAGCGAGCAUCUUCUUUCUGGAGCUUCCGUCCCAUAACCGAUAGGGUUGCCGAAGAAGGAAUUGAGCAGGAGGAACAUGUGGAAAAGCAUAAGGAUCAAGAGGCGGAGUUGUUCAUGGAUGGGUUCGGCAAUAUCCUGCACAAGGAAACCCAGCAGCAGCGACUUGCUCGUCUGCGCUCCGACGGAUGGAAUACUAUCGGAUUGCGGUCCGUCAAUAGCACCUGGAAAGGGGCACGCUACUACCAGGAGUUCUGCAAUAUGGUUUUGACCGAGCUAGGCUUGGACGAUUGA